Molecule: messenger RNA, 4610 nt
Organism: Sander lucioperca (pikeperch)
Lineage: Eukaryota; Metazoa; Chordata; Actinopteri; Perciformes; Percidae
Product: kelch repeat and BTB domain-containing protein 11
Exons: 2
Coding region: 625-2496 (623 amino acids)
Molecular function (GO): protein binding
Source: RefSeq, a predicted model, not a curated record
GGGCGUGGCUUAGAUCAAUGAUGACCGCCUCACUGUAGUCAACUGUAUAUAUAUAAAAAAAAAAAGACAUCAAAAAUCACUGUCCUGACAGGUCCGAAAGCAAAUACCUCUGCUGCCCACGCUGGACAACUCCAGCUUCUUUGAGGAAAAGACUGAACGUGCGCAGCAGCUUCACACUUCCACCGGAGGAAAUGAGUUGGCGACGCGCUGAUCUGAAGGAGGUGCGACCUGAAAUGACUGUUUGAUCGUCCCUCUGCCUGCCUCGCCUCCACCACUAAACCCGGGAAGGUUUCCGUGCAGGAGCGGAUGAAACAACCAGUUGAGAGGGUCGAUGGAUAAAAGGUGAACGGAGGGGAUACACCAGCUGGAUUCGUCGGUGAAGUAAACUCAUGCAGGAGAUCACAGCCUGGCUGCUUCAUCAGGAUUGCUACUGCCUUACGUAACGUUAACUGAGCUUUGUGGAGGUACUGGCAGCAGGAAACUGCUGGUGCCGAGCUGUUUAAUCACAGCGAGGAAACGCAGGUGAACAGAGAGGAGUACAGUCACAAGUUUGUCCAUCCACUCUCCAUUCACUCAGCAUGAUUGGUGAAGGCGCUGUCUCUCAUCGCCAGUGAGUACGUCGAGAUGAAUGAGGGCCACAGGCAGGGAGGAGGGGCUAUCACUGUGGAGGCCGAUGUCAUCCUCCACGCCGUGAACCCUGAACUUGUCACGCCUUCUGACAAAGAUGGAAAUUUAUGUCCAGGGUACAUCCAAGGAUUCCUGCAGGACGACCAGGAUUUCAGCCCUCCUGCAGUGUUUGAGAAGGAAUACCUGCUGGAUGGAAGACUGAUGGAGAAUAACCACAUCGACCAUCAGAAAGAUAACGGCUCGUACAUCUCAACAGCUGAUCAGUUUCACCUCUCCAAUGAUAAAGGAGCUCCGCAACAAAAUUGUGCAAGCAGUGAAAUCCACAAUGGCGCCAGAGCUAAAGUGUCUUACAGUGGAGAUUCCUCCGUAUGCUUGCCAAGCCAAGCCAAACAGGAAACUGAUUGGUCAGUCUUAAAAUCAAACCUCGAGUGCAGCGACCGCAGCCAGGAAGCUGGAAAUGCACAGUCUCAAAAAGAGCCUGAUUUAGUCAUCGAAGUCGGCGGGCAGAAGAUCAACGCUCACAAGUCUGUCCUGGCAGAGAAGAGUGACUACUUCAAAGCACGGCUGUCACGAGACAUCCUCAAAGUGAAGGGAGUGAGUUACAAGACUUUGUCUACAUUAAUAGACUAUGUUUACACUUCUCAGAUGAAUGUUUGCAAGGGCAAUGUUGUAGAUGUCAUCACAGGGGCUAAAAUCCUCCAGAUCCCCUGUGCCGUCCAGGCGGCCAUGGACUGCAUGUCUGAACAAAUCAGUGCAGAGAACUGCUACGAGAUCCUGACCAUCGCCAAGAAGCAGCGACUUAGUGAACUGAAGGAGACUGCCUACGGAUUCAUGAGCGACAACUUCCUGCAGAUCCUCAAAGACCCCUCUGUGUACGGGCGCCUGAAUGGAUCUGAGCGGGAUCUGAUCCUGAAGAAGAGAAUGGAGGGAAGGAAGACUCUGAUGGUGGCAGAGAUAAACGAUGUGUUUGAUCGUGUCGGGAGCCGGCCGCCGAGCCGCUGCGGCAGCCGACCACAGAGCCCAUUGUCGGUUGGGUCUUUGGAGGAGAAUCAUAUGAUUUAUUACUUUAACGAAACAGCAAAUGACUGGAGACCUUUAACUGCGAUGCCUGAGGACAUAAACACUAAAGGGUGUGGGAUCUGCACCAUGUUUAACUACCUGUUUGUGGCAGGGGGGAUAAAGGGCUACGGGGACAAGGGCAAGGUUUCAGACAAGGUCUUCUGUUACAACCCCAUAACCAACCGCUGGACUGAGGUCAGACCUCUGACCCAAGCUCGUGCCCAACUAAAGCUUGUGUCUAUGGAUGGCUACUUGUACGCCAUCGGAGGGGAAUGUUUGUUUACAGUGGAAAAAUAUGACCCCCGCAUGGACCGCUGGACCACCGUGGCCCCCUUGCCCAAGGGAGCCUUCGCAGUGGCCCACGAAGCCACAACCUGCAGCGGAGAACUUUACGUUUCAGGGGGUUCUCUCUUCUACCGCCUUCUUAAGUACGACACCAAGAGAGACGAGUGGCAGGAGUGCCCCUUCAACAACAGCAGAAAGAAGUCCAGCGACAUGGUGGCUUUCAAAAGCUUCAUUUACCGCUUUGAUGUCAACCGAGAGCACGGGAUCACCGUGUUUAAGUACAACAGCAUAGUGAAAAUGUGGCACGAUUGCGCAUCGCAGAGGCUUGGAAGUCAUUUACCCUUCAGGUGUGCCGUGAUCGGGAACUGCAUCUACUGUGUGAACAAAAGCCAGACUCUUCAGUUUGUAGUGGAGGAGGAGAACGCCUACUUUGUUGAGGAGACACUGAGGGCGCCUCUGGAGGCAAAAGGCGUUCUUUUUCCUUUUGUUCUCACUUUGCCUGAAAAGCCUGAAAAAGUUACAUAGUGUGGAUGUGUGUGUGCGUGUGCAUGUGCGUGUGUGUGUGUACGUGUGUGUGUGGUCCAGAAUAACACUAUAAAUGUGUCAUAAUGAAACUGGAAUAAGCAGAAGACCUUAUAUACACUCUUCAAUGUCAGCUUUCUAUCUCAGUGUGUCAUUGCCUGCUUGCAAUGGAAUGUGUGUAUUUGCAUGGCAAUUUAUUGUGUCUGCAGGGUAAAGCCUUAAAAGGAACAGGUUUUUUUAGAGUGGAAUGAAUGCAACAAUAUUUGUAUGUGACCGUAGAUAAUGACAUAACGACAGUGACUGUAGGUUAUUUUGUGUAUUUCCUGUGUUCAGUUUGGUUUGGUGCACUUUUGUAGUUAGAAUAGAUAUUAUGAACAUAUUAACUAGUUGACUGAUAACAAAAACAAGUGUUUUGUUGAAAGUUGUAUAAAAAAAAAAAAGAAUGGAAGCAGUCGUAGUGCGCCUUAAGAAUGAUGCAACACAGGUUCUAUGCAAACGAGACAGAAUAUACAGUUGGGUCAGCUCUAAGGCUAUUUAAUAGUUAUACUAUAAUGGGAAUCUGACUGGGAAGGAAUACAGUAUUCUUCAAACUAUGGCUGCAACUAAUGAUUAUUUUCAUUAUUUUUGUGAUUAUUCGAUUGUUUGGUCAACAAAAUGACAGAUAAUAAUGAAAACGUAGUGUUAUAAUUCCGCACACCCCAAGAAGAUGUCUUGUUUUAUCAAACUAACAGUCCAAAACCAAAAGAUGUUUGGUUUACUGUUAUAUAUUAUAAAGAAAAUCCACACAUUUGAGAAAUUGGAAACGGCAAUGUUUGUGCCAUGUUUACCUGAAAAAUUAUGAAUCGAUUAUCAAAGUAGUAGUAGAUUAUUUUCUGUCGCUCAGGUAAUUGAUUAAUCAAUGAAUCGUUGCAGCUGUAAGUCGAACGCUGAUCUUCACUGGCUUUUAAUUAAACCCGUGAGGUCAAAUUGUAUUCUGUGAAAGAGCAACUGUAUCAGUCUCAAGCCACACAAAUAUUCCCUUUUGUAAAACAUCUAAACAGCAUGGUGUACCAUAACGUAAUUCACGGGACCUUUUUAGUCAAAGCAAAUUCUGCUCAGCUCAGUAUUUUCAAGGGAAAAAUACAAUCUUGCCAGAAAUAUAAAAUAAGAGGCUUCAGAUUUUUUGAAAAUGAAUUGGAAUUUGAACUGAUUUGAACUUUGAGUUUAAAAGUACAUAAAUAUUUAUUUUUUGGAUUUAGAAUAUGUUAUUUUGCAUACUCACGGGUAUCACAGUUCCUACAUUUAGCACAUUUGCCAAAGAUAAAUAACAAUUCAGUCAGGCUAAAAUAAAACUAUCAAAACUGACAAAGACUUGCUUCUUUUGAGGAUUAAGUUCCUUAUUAAAAGUGUUCCACUGACAGUCGAGUUAAAAAACUAAAGCAAUAGUUGUUUUUGUAGAGGAGGGGCAUCAUGUUUGCUGCUAACAGGCACUUUCUGGGAAGUUAAGGGAAAGCGAGCCAUUCAAAAUGCACAAAGAUGCAUCUCUUAUCUUUCUUUUCCUGUUUGUGUUUAGGGAAACACCAACAGAUCCAUGUUCAAGUGCUAGCAGGUUUCUUCCCAGGUCAAAUCAGAUACUACAGUACUGCAGCAUGGUUAGGUCAUGGCCCUCACUGUGUCCACAAACAAGAUAUCCUGCUGUCAUGACACUAAGAAACCAUGCUCCUCUUGCAUCAGUGCACAUUAAUACAAGUUUUACUCUAAAUGUCCUUUUAGACAUUUCACAGUAUUUGUUUGCUGCUGCAACAACAGUGGGAGUUUUGUAUGAAAGCUAAUGCUGAUAUAUUCUUGGAACAAAUGGCUUUUGACAACAUUUGUAGAAAUGUCUCCAGGCAGUCAAUGUGACGAGAACAAAAAUGGAUGUGGUUUUGAUAUUUUGCUGGCUGGCAUUUGUAUUUUUAUGAAUUUUUGUAUGGAUUUGGUAGUUUUGGAUUUGCUGCUUUGAUGGACAGUAAAGUAAUGCAAUGUUAGGCCGUGGCUUCCUGUACAAGGCAUAUGGAGUGGGGGAACAAAUUAGCUGUUGGAUAAUGUAUAUCAGUCAGAACUAAGUGCUUCAAAUAAAAUAUUUUGUGUCUGAAAAU